Oncorhynchus tshawytscha (Chinook salmon) is the source of this 799-nucleotide messenger RNA. It is a transcript of the gene ccl19a.2, whose product is annotated as chemokine (C-C motif) ligand 19a, tandem duplicate 2. The transcript is spliced from 4 exons. Gene Ontology annotation, cellular component: extracellular region. Gene Ontology annotation, molecular function: chemokine activity; CCR chemokine receptor binding. Gene Ontology annotation, biological process: positive regulation of GTPase activity; monocyte chemotaxis; cellular response to type II interferon. The record is from RefSeq and is a predicted model, not a curated record. The coding region runs from base 141 to 440 and encodes 99 amino acids. Lineage: Eukaryota; Metazoa; Chordata; Actinopteri; Salmoniformes; Salmonidae.
AUUCUCCCACUCUCUGUCAUCCUGACUCUCUCUCAUCCUCAGACUCUCUCUCUCUGUCACCCUCAGACUCUCUGUCAUCCUCAGACUCUCUCUCUCUCUGUCAUCCUCAGACUCUGAAGCACAGCUCUCAAAGCAGUAAUAUGGCAGCUCUUCUCUUCAUUGCAACAAUCUGCUUGGGAUACGCAGCAGCAUUCUCAGAGGUACCCGUGGACUGCUGUCUGUCAACCACUGACAUCCGUUUCCCUCGCCACUUUAAGAUGGUCUCCUACCUGCUGCAGACUACAAACAGAGGCUGUGACAUCGAUGCCACUGUGUUUAUCACCAAGACAGGGGCGAGACUGUGCUCGCCCCAUCCCGCAGAGAGCAAGUGGGUGUCAGACUACGUCAAACGUCUGGAGCGAACCAUCUCCCUCCGGAGAGCUAACUCACCUCAGGAGUGAAUGAGCAGAGUAAGACCAGGAGAGGAGACGUGGAGGAGUGGAGGAGACAUUCAUUUCAACCUUUUUCAACUGAAGAGUCGUCCUAGAUACUGUAGCAGACCAAAUCGUUUUUACAAAAUACUGUACAAGAAACCCUUGUGAAUAGUGCAUACUGUAAAUUCAUAUCAUAGCAAAACCAUUUCCCAUCAAUAUAUUUAGAGAUGUGUUAGAUUGGUUUUGUAAAAUGUUAUAUUCAAGUUGUACAAUUUGUUAAUAUGGUUUGGUGGGUGGAUUAGAGAAAAUGUUGACAUGAAUGUCAGCUGUCAUGAAAAUGUAUAUUUCAAAUGAAUAUUUCCAAUAAAAUAUAGUUUUCUGUAAAA